This is a messenger RNA of Australozyma saopauloensis, 459 nucleotides long. RefSeq names its product snoRNA-binding protein (gene NHP2). The record is from RefSeq and is a predicted model, not a curated record. Gene Ontology annotation, biological process: maturation of LSU-rRNA; ribosome biogenesis; rRNA pseudouridine synthesis. Gene Ontology annotation, cellular component: nucleolus; box H/ACA snoRNP complex; cytosolic large ribosomal subunit. The transcript has a single exon. Lineage: Eukaryota; Fungi; Ascomycota; Pichiomycetes; Serinales; Metschnikowiaceae. Gene Ontology annotation, molecular function: box H/ACA snoRNA binding. The coding region runs from base 1 to 459 and encodes 152 amino acids.
AUGUCCAAGAAAGAUAAGGUCGAAGACGUCGCCGAAGACAACUACGACACGCGCAUGGCCGCCGUGUUGCCCUUUGCCCGCCCCCUUGCGCCCAAGAAGUUGAACAAGAAAAUGCUCAAAACCGUCAAGAAGGCCUCCAAGGCCAAGCACGUCAAGCGCGGUGUCAAGGAGGUCGUCAAGGCGUUGAGAAAGGGCGAGAAGGGUCUUGUGAUCAUUGCCGGCGACAUUUCCCCCGCCGACGUCAUCUCGCACAUCCCUGUUCUCUGUGAGGACAGCGCCGUUCCAUAUGUGUUCAUUCCAUCCAAGGAGGACUUGGGUUCUGCCGGCGCCACCAAGAGACCCACCUCAUGUGUGUUUAUUGUUCCUGGCGGCGGCAAGGCCAAGAAGAAUGCCGACAAGGCUGGGGAGUACAAGGAUGCAUACGAUGAGAUUGUGAAGGAGGUGAGUGCUUUGGCCUAG